AUGGCCUUUCGAGCGAUAGCUAGAACACACCACUGUAACCAGCUGAGAGUGAGCAAUGCAGGUGAAUCAGUUGCGCUCGCUGGAUGGGUGCAGACUCCACGACGUGCAUCAAACAAACUCUCUUUCGUCCCUUUGAAAGAUUUCACUGGUACUACCCAGCUCGUAGUACGUUCUUCAAGCGCUUUGGAAGGUUUGGAUAAGCUUCCCAGCCAAUCCGUCGUCUUGAUAGAGGGGCAAGUGAACAAACGCUCCGAUAAGCAAAUAAAUAAGAGUUUAGACACCGGUGAAAUAGAAGUCGAUGUUAAAUCUUAUACCUUGCUCAAUCAGGCAACAAACUUGCCAUUCAAUCCACACGAUGAGUCUAUCAAAGAGGACCUCAGAUUGCAGUACAGAUAUUUAGAUCUCAGGAGGAAAUUUCUGACAGAUAAUCUUCGCAAAAGAUCAGCAGUGACGCACACCAUCAGAAACUACCUACAUGAUCGCCACUUUACGGAGGUUGAGACACCAAUUCUCCUCAAAUCUACACCAGAGGGUGCGCGUGAGUUCCUCGUCCCCACGCGUAACCACGUAAAGGCACCAACUUUCUACGCACUUCCACAAUCGCCUCAGCAACCAAAACAGCUGCUCAUUGCAUCAGGUGCUACAGACGCCUACUUCCAGAUUGCGAAAUGCUUUCGCGACGAGGAUGGCAGAAAAGAUAGACAACCAGAGUUUACACAGUUGGAUAUAGAAUUAGGAUUCGUCAGCGGCGCUGCCUCUCAAGAUGCGGCCACCAGUGGGUGGAAUAUGGGUGGUGAGCAGGUAAGAAACCUCAUCGAAGGUCUCAUCCGCCAACUCUGGAGGGAAUACCAACGCACUGAGCUCGAAUCUACGUUUAAAGUAAUGAAGUAUAGAGACGCGAUGAACAAGUAUGGUUCAGACAAACCCGACUUGAGAUUCGGAUUAGAGAUAGCCCUGGCUAGUAUGUCAGCCGACGGAAAUUCACAAACGCGGGGGUUAGUCUACAGACCAUCUAGGGAUGGCCGACUCGACGGUGACUUCCUAAAGAACCACCCGGGAUGUAGCCAGAUAACGGAGGAACAGAAGUGCAACCUGGAUGUUCAAGAAGGUGACAUAGUCUGGCUUGAAGAGCUUCCAACCAACCCAGAAGGCGGUGGUACAGGAUUGGGUGCGCUCCGACUGAAGCUCGGCGAGCAGCUCGGCUUGUUAUCUAACCCAGACGCCUACGCAUUCGUCUGGAUAGUAGAGUUCCCUCUCUUCACUCGUGCUGACGAAGACAAAGAGUUCUUGUCGAAGGGGAGAUGGUCGAGCACUCAUCACCCAUUCACAGCACCCUACGCUGAAGAUAUAAGCCUACUAAAAGAAAAUGUCUCACUCGUACGCGGACAGCAUUACGAUUUAGUCCUCAAUGGUGUCGAACUUGGUGGUGGAAGUGUAAGAAUCCAUGAUGCUAAUCUACAAUUAAAAGUAUUCAAAGACGUUUUGGAGUUAACGGACGAUGAAGUUGAUCGUUUCGACCACUUGUUGGUGGCUCUAAAGAGUGGAGCCCCACCACACGCCGGUAUCGCUUUAGGAUUGGAUAGACUUGUGGCUAUAAUGUGUAACACGAGCUCCAUUAGGGAUGUAAUUGCAUUCCCGAAGUCGCUCAAUGGGAUGGACCGCUUAUUCAAAAGUCCUAGCGGCACCACUGACGACAUCCUAAAAGAGUACAACCUCGAAGCGAAGAAGGUUGCUACUGAAUGAUCCUUGUAAUAUUCCCAUAGAAUCCUUUUGUUUAUCUCAUCGAGUGAUCUGUGAAACUAAACGGAAGGGGUGACGAAGUUCGUGCUUUUGCGGGGCUUUUCCUCAAGAGUAAUACGAGAAUGACUAUAGCAAUAUAUCCGACGAUUCCUACGCUGCCUAGUACGACAGCCAAUGCUAUUUGCGAUUUUGGGGGUGCAGGUAAACAGUCAAUGUUAUCUACAGUGAGUGGGUAAAUCUGGCAAGGUCCGCCUGAUCCACUGGUGCUGGGGUUUCCUCCGUUGCUCAUUCCUGAUCCACCUGCGU
This is a messenger RNA of Wallemia mellicola CBS 633.66, 2046 nucleotides long. Its product is annotated as aspartyl-tRNA synthetase. Lineage: Eukaryota; Fungi; Basidiomycota; Wallemiomycetes; Wallemiales; Wallemiaceae. The record is from RefSeq and is a predicted model, not a curated record. Gene Ontology annotation, biological process: aspartyl-tRNA aminoacylation. Gene Ontology annotation, cellular component: mitochondrion. The transcript has 6 exons. Gene Ontology annotation, molecular function: ATP binding; aspartate-tRNA ligase activity; nucleic acid binding. The coding region runs from base 1 to 1743 and encodes 580 amino acids.